AGGCCGGGCCCGGGGCGUGGCCCCACAGCCAUGUCGGAGGGGCCGGCGGGAAUGGCGGCACCGGCGGCGAUGGCGGAGACGCGGCUGCGGCGGAAGCAGCUGCUGAGCGCGGAGGAAGCGGAGCUGUUCGAACUGGCGCAGGCGGCGGGCAGCGGGCUGGACCCGGAGGUGUUCCGGGUGCUGCUGGACCUGCUGCGCAUGAACGUGGCGCCGCUCGCCGUGUUCCAGGUGCUGAAGUCGAUGUGCGCCGGGCAGCGGCUCCCGCCGGCAGCCGAGAGCGGCCCCGCCGCGCCGGCGCCGAUCCCCGCCGACAGCCGAGGGAGGAAUAAAAGCAGCUCUGCUGUGGGUGGCUCCCAGGGUCUGGCCGAGAGAAGCAGCCGGGAAGGAUCUGCCCAGAGGAUCCGGCAGCCGAGCGCCAGCCGCGGGCAGAAGGCAGCGGCCUCUGGCAAGGGCAGCGGGGCCGGCAACAGUGCCUGAGCGAGCCUUGGAACAGAUGGACUGCAGUGCUUGACAAUGAUUGUAAAUUGUGCUUGUUGAAGCUGCCUGUGUUGUAUGUAUUAAACUAAAACCAUGAUUUGUAAUACAGAAAA
Molecule: messenger RNA, 590 nt
Organism: Zonotrichia leucophrys gambelii
Lineage: Eukaryota; Metazoa; Chordata; Aves; Passeriformes; Passerellidae
Product: mitotic-spindle organizing protein 2B-like
Exons: 3
Coding region: 31-477 (148 amino acids)
Cellular component (GO): spindle; centrosome
Source: RefSeq, a predicted model, not a curated record